AUGGGCACGACAAAAGCCGCGAAGGCGUCGACCUCGGCGCCGAAGAAGGAGAAGGUCUUUCACCCCGAGUCGCGAAAGGCGAACCAGAUCGCGCGGAAGGCGCUGAGGAAGGGCAAGAUGGGCAACCUCGCGGUGAAGAGGAGCAAGAAGCAGAAUGUUAUGCUGGACUUCUACACGUUCCUAUACGAGGCGCUGCCGGAGGAGGGGGAACUCACGCUGGAAGAGCUGCAUGCAGUGAUCAGGAAUGUGUGGUUGACGCGACAUGAUCAGGAGUUGCAGGAGGAGCAGGCAGUGCGGAGGAAGGGGAGGCCAAAGAGCGCGAAGGAGAUCAAGCUGGAGGACCUGAAGCUGCAGGAAUCCGAGGGGUACAGGACAGGAUUGGAAGUGAUCGACCUGACGCACCCGAUCAAUGUGAAGGUGUUCAGGCAGUGGGACCAGAAGGAGGUCGCCUACACGGAUCUCUUACGCUUCAUACGGAUAUCUGGCGCCAGCCCCGAGACGGUGGCCGUCUCCAGACCCGGAAAGCACCCUCUGCUGCAACCGGCGCAGCCCCAAGACUCCUCGGCACAGUCCCAAGACUCAUCGGUGCAGUUACAAGCGCACCCGAGCGCAGACGCCCAUAUGGACGUGGACGCAACGUAA
Molecule: messenger RNA, 642 nt
Organism: Schizophyllum commune H4-8
Lineage: Eukaryota; Fungi; Basidiomycota; Agaricomycetes; Agaricales; Schizophyllaceae
Exons: 3
Coding region: 1-642 (213 amino acids)
Cellular component (GO): nucleus
Source: RefSeq, a predicted model, not a curated record